AUGGCGGACGACGGCAAGCGGGAGGGUGGGAACAAGGUUGAGAGAGGGCGUGCCAGAAUUGCUGGGCAGAUGCGAAGGGGGUGGACGCAGUCAUCAUCUGCUGCGAGUGCCCCAGUACACGCCGGUACAUCACGCAGCUACGUGCAUGUACAUGCGCGGCGAGGUGCUAACUUCCCAUGCCGCUCAGCAGCUACUGUAGCAGCGGUGCUUAUAGCACUGCGCUACAGAACUGAACGGCGGUGCAGCGCCCAGAGCAGGGCCAAGACAGGGCAUCGACAGGGCACCGCCAGGGCCCCGGCCUGCCUAGCGGGAGCCCAGCACGAGGAGGUACCCGGAGCUAGAGGUACAGGGCACAAGCAUGAGCAUGAGCGCGGAUCGCAGCGAGGAGACGCCGCUCGCAGCAGCACUCAAUCACGCACCGCUGCGUCGCCCAGCAGCAUGUGGCAGUCCCCGGAGGGUUCCCAGACAGCAGCACGGCGGCGUUGCGUGAGAGCGGCUCCAGGCUUACUGGCGACAAUGUACGAGUACUGCAUGCACGGGCAUGGACUUGGUCGAGAUUACGGGACUUCAUCCGGUACCUAG
Molecule: messenger RNA, 582 nt
Organism: Trichoderma asperellum CBS 433.97
Lineage: Eukaryota; Fungi; Ascomycota; Sordariomycetes; Hypocreales; Hypocreaceae
Source: RefSeq, a predicted model, not a curated record